GAAAACCUGCCAAACACCCCAUUAUUCUCUCUCUCCCCCAGUUGGAGCGCAUCGACACUACCCAAUCCCACUCCCCCAGAGGUGGACGGACCUUAACCCUAACCCUAGAAGAAAAGAAGAAAUUUUGAGGAAGAAGACACAGAGAGCCAUGUCCGACUUCUUUCCUGAAGACGUCGUGGUGGACGUACUCUCCAGACUCCCAACCAAAUCCCUGAUCCGAUUCAGGUCUGUUUCCAAACUCUGGAACUCUCUAAUUACCAGCCCUAACCUGAUCAAUUCCCAACUCAAUCAGUCACUGACAAACCCUAAAAACAGCUACGAUAAUCUCCCACUCGUCAUAGUCAGGCAAUGCGAUUUCAGUUAUCCUACCAGAUUAGAGCACUACAAAUUAUUUAUUGAUACCGGUGACGAUGAUAAAACAUUUGAUGAAUAUUUAGAAAUCCCAUUCCCACUCAAGAGUCGUUGUCUUAACUAUUACUUUUUAAUGGGUUAUGUGAAAGGUUUGUUCUGUUUCUUCGAGCUAGAUAAGUAUUUCCUUUGGAAUCCGUCCAUUAGAAGGUCCAUAUGCCUUCCCAAGCCUGGCAUUACGAAAAAGACGCAUGGCCACCUUUUGGGUUACCUUGGGUUUGGAUUUGAUUCGCGGAGUAAUGAUUAUAAGGUGGUUAGAGUAGUAAUUCUUUGUGGAGGUACCCGGUCCGAAGAGGUGCCCCUCGUUGAGGUUUACUCCCUUAAUUUGGGCUCAUGGAAAGUAAGUAGUGGAGCGGGUGACUCUUUUCCUCCUGGAUGUGGACUUGAGUACCCGGGACACCCUUCCGCUUUCUUAGAAGGGGCUCUUCAUUUUGUAGCACAUCAUAGAAGGAAUUGGGGCGCUAGAUUAAUUUGUUCCUUUGAUUUGGGCCGCGAGGUGUUUAAAACGAUGUCAUUGCCAAAUGGUCUUGCGACAACCGAAAUGAGAACAAUAGUAUUCAUGGGAUCACUCUCCCUUUUAUGCCACGAUGGAUAUGAUCGUGCAAAUAAGUUUUGUUCUAUUUGGAUAAUGAAAGAGUAUGGUGUAGUUGAUUCUUGGUAUAAGUAUGCCAACAUUGAUCUAACAGGAGGAAUUAUAAGGGUAGUAGGUAUCCGGAAAAAUGGUCAUAUACUAUUGGAGGGGAAAACACCACGACAUUGGAAGCAUUGGGAGCUUUCUUCAUAUGACCCGUUGAAUAAAGAAAUCAAGAUGUUGGGAAUUCUUGGUGUUGGUAUCCAUUUUCAUGUUGAUACUUACGAGGAGAAUCUUAUCUUACUCAAUAAAAUAAAUGAUCCGGUGUCCAGAAUGGGAUGGAGCAGGAAGAGGAAGGACAGAUGUCUUUAGCUAUUUGCAUUUGGUUAGAUGUUCGAUGUGGGGUUUUAGUACUGCAGCAGAACGUGCUAUCCCACCCUUCAAAAUAUUAUUCUCUCUCUUCAAAUUUGAGGUAUGACUAGCAUAAUUCAAACACCAAAAUACUAUCGGAAUCCCUCAAAGAAAGGAUAGGAAAGCUGGGGUACAAGGCUUCUUUUUAUGAAGAAGUGAAAGACUUUGGAUCCCAGCUGAGCUCACAACAGAAGAAUCGACAAAUCAUCAGCGCUUACCUCCCUGGUAUUAUGGCCCCUGAGUUGCAGUCAGCCUUCACUCUCUCAAUUGCCCGAUGAUAGGAAGUUGGUCUAAUCAAGUCUUCUCCCAAGGCAUGCAAGCAAGGGAAAGUAACUGAAGAGGAAGCUUCCAGACAGGUAUCUUUUGCUUGACUGGUUGGCUCCUCUGCUUUCUAGUUCCAGACAAGAUGUAAAAAGGAUCUCCCUAGUGGGGUAUUUACUGUUGAAAACUUUUAUUAUUAGGUUUUAAUUUUUUCUACAGUACUUUUACAUAGUUUUGGUCAUCAACUUGUGUUUUCAAUACUUACAGAAGCAAAUGAACACAGAGUUCACAAACCAAAAGAUUUGAUAAUUCAGGAGGAAGUUAAUCAAACCUUGAGAAAUUUACCGAAAUCGGUAAAUGGACUAUAAUGAAUAGUAUUAUGUCUGCUAAUAUGAUUGAGGCUAUGAAUUAGUUAAGCGUAUGGUUAAUAUGGUAUUGGUGUGCAUAACAGAAAAAUUCCAGUUUAUGUUCAAAAUUAGUUCUAGUACGAAAAGAUAAUAUACCUAUAUAAUAAAAUCCAUAUUCUGCUGGAGUGCAUGACACAACUCACCCUUAUGAAGUGAGAUAACAAAGGGUGGUUUUGGUGCUUACUUUCAAGUACUUGUUGGAGAUGAUCUAAGUUUUUCGGACAUGAUAUGGUUACCUUAUGAUACAACAUAUGUCAGAUAGGCCAUAGUAUUUGAAUUAUGGUCAUUUGACUAUGUGGUUCAGGCCAAACAUUUACAUGUGGUCUCCUACUCCUGGCUACAUAAUUAUGGUGGCUGCAUUAGGAUGAUACCUGUGAUAAUUAUAGGACUCGUUUUAAGAAAUUAAAAGGUUUGUUUUUGUUUUGUUAGCUUACUUUAGUACUUCCCAUACAAACUGCUUUGCCAAAAACUCCACUCUCUAUUAGAAGCAUCUUUUUGCACUCCACUAUUGUUUGAGACCUCUUUAGUUCGCUGUUUGGUCUUAAUUGUGCUCUACAUGAGUUGCUUCCAAGAAUUUUUACUAAGGUGGCCUUUUGCUUCUAGUUUGGUUUUUGUGUCCUGUUUUCUUGAAGUGGUUGAAGGAAGCCCUGAACCAAUCACGCGAGCGCGUGUGUGUGAGAGAGAGAGAGAAAGAAAGAGUUCUUUCUCUAUUAACGAAUCCUAAAAUCAGCCCUCCGUAGAAAUCUGCCCUUUUUUAACAUUUGGGAGUGAUUUUCACUCCAUUUUUAACAUUCACUCCCUCCUUUAUUUUUCAGCAUUAAAGUGAAUGUAUUUUUUUUGCUAAAAUACUAAAAAGGAGUGUUGAUGUAAAAAAAAGAGUGUGAAAAUCAAUUCCCAUAAAAUUUCAAUUCUUUUACUUCUACAAACACACUCAUAUUUACAUUGAGACCCAUACACACUACACCCUUCAGUGUGUGCGGAAUCCACAAAUAAAUGAGAGUGUGUAAAGUGGUUGUGAUUACAGACUUUUCCAUAAAAUUUUAGUCUAUAUUUCUUCUCGUGCACAACAGGCGUCCUCCCAUUCUCUCUAAGCCGUCAGAUGCUAUGGAUUUAAUCUCAGCCAUUGAUUUAAAACUCCCCCCCUCUCUCAUUCACCUCUUACUCCCAGUUACCUCUGGCACGUGAAAAAAGGCCAAGCCCUAAUCCUUUGCCCCUCCUCCCUUCCGCCGCUCUGUCCUCACGCCUCCAUAGUAAAAAACUCCAUAGCUCCCCAAACGCAGCUCUACUGCUCCUCUUCCCAAACGUAGCUCUACGGCUCUUUCUCUCCAUAGACACCCAGAGCCUCAGAUGCCUUUCAUCUCUUUCUCCUCUGCUCCUUUGAACAAUGGUGGAAACCUCCUACACCUAUUAACAUCCACAGCCCUAAGCCAACGACGAGGUAACUCUCUAACUCUCUCUC
Molecule: messenger RNA, 3517 nt
Organism: Rhododendron vialii
Lineage: Eukaryota; Viridiplantae; Streptophyta; Magnoliopsida; Ericales; Ericaceae
Product: F-box protein At3g07870-like
Exons: 2
Coding region: 149-1351 (400 amino acids)
Molecular function (GO): protein binding
Source: RefSeq, a predicted model, not a curated record